UACCGAUGAUGAUGAUUUUGUGGUACAUUUGCCAUAAAUCACUGUUAAUGCAACCGUCAACGAGCCAACAACGUCAUUAAAUACUUCGCAAAUUAUUUAAAUGGUCAACCAGAACAUAAAGAUAUUAGCAGAAACCUCAAUUGACUGCAAUACAACAUUUUAAAGUGAUUUAAUAAAAAAGAAAAAAUUAAAAAAAAAAAACUCCCUGUGCGUUAUGUCCUUAAAAAUUAGUGAAAAUCUUACAAACUCCCUAGUCUCUGCACUCAGCAAUAAUAAUAGUGACAAUAAUAACAAUACAAAUCGUAGCUCAACUUCUCCCGCCUCGUCGCCAACAAAUUUUGUGGCAAAAUUACCACAAAUAAUGCAUCACCAUCAGCAACAAACGACGGCAACACAUCAGCACCCAACGCCACAUGCCACCACCAUGAUGAUGUCCUCAAAAACUCCUUUUUCCAUUGAACAUAUUUUAUGUCAAAAUUUAAAUAACAAUACAACAACAACAACAAAUAAUAAUAACAGUAGUGCCAUAACAAAGUUAAAAAAUUCCUCAUUAAAAUCUUCCUCGACGGGCUCCGUCAAAUCAUCAAGUCCCGACUCUGCUCCAACUAGUGAUAAAUUAAAUAAAUCUUCUACGCCAACAUCACUGCCUUCAGGUGAUUACAGUUCACAUGGCAAUAAUAUCUCAAAAACUCCUAUGGGUGGUAGCAGCAGUGGCCGCCAUGAACAUGAGGAAUAUUCCAGGAUUAACAACAGAGAAAGGUCCUCGAAAGCAAAUGAAAGGCAUGGCUCUUCGACGAAUACACCAACUUCGACCCCAAAUUCCUCCUCAAUACACCAGCAGCAACACAACUAUCCAAGUGCACCAGCGCCUCAUCAUCCCCAGCCGACGGUGAUGUCCACACCAACGGCACAGCAUCCACAACCACAUCCACCGCCACCACCACCCAGUAAUGUUUUAUACCCGAGUGCGGCAUACGGUGAUCAUCAUGGUUUCCUGCAAAUGACUUUGGGCUAUUUGUCACCCUCAUCGGGUGCUUACAAAUCGGUGGAUCCCUAUUUCCUAUCACAAGCUGGUCUCUUUGGUGGUGGCCAUCUAUUUGCCGGCGGUUGUAUGCCUGAAUUGGCCUUGGGCUUGGGCAUGGGUGUCAAUGCUUUGCGCCAUUGUCGUAGACGCAAGGCACGCACUGUUUUCAGUGACCCUCAAUUAUCGGGUUUGGAAAAACGUUUCGAGGCCCAAAGAUACUUAUCGACACCCGAACGCGUAGAGUUGGCCACUUCGUUGGGUUUGAGUGAAACCCAAGUGAAAACUUGGUUUCAAAAUCGUCGCAUGAAACACAAAAAGCAGCUGAGAAGGAGGGAUGUCAUGAAUGAACCAGUUGACUUUUCUCGUUCCGAAGCGGGUGGAGGAGGAAAUAACAGUUCAGGAGGGGCAGCAAACAAAAAUGGCUCCCUGAAUUCAUCAUCAUCUUCUUCGGGAUCCUCUUCGGUCUCAUCACAAAUUUCCAUGCAUAAUGCAAAUGGCACGGGUGGCGGUAGUGCUUCAACUGCAGCCAAUGGUCUAAGUGAGGCUGCCAAAGCAACAACAGCUCCUCCUACGCAACAUCAUGCAGCAACAGCCGGCCAGCAACAUCAUCUGCAACAUCAUGCCGCCGCUCAUCAUCAACAUCAGCUACAAAUGUUGCGCAGCAUAUCCAAUAAUGGCCACCACCCCCAUAUGGAUGGGGUCAAUGUGGGCCUUGUGGGUGGUGUUGGUGGUGGUGGUGGUGGUGGUUUCCUGCACAACGACUAUUCCACCGACGAUUAUUCCGACUUGGAGGAUGAAGACAUGGACGAUGAGGAGGGCAGCGAUGUCGACAUUGUGGGCGAUAGCAAACUGUAUCAAUUAACGUAAUAUUUGGGAGGUGCUGCUGCUGCUGCUACCGGCAUAAGGGGCCCUAGCAUUGGCCCCCAAUACCGUAGAUAUUUUUAAUUGAAAUUUUUGUAAAUAUUGCACUCACUAUUUUAGCCAUAAAGCGUACACUCGCCGCCCUCAAUCAUCAACCAUAUUAUAAACUACGAUUAUGAUUAUUAAUGCAAUUAAGUUGAGUAUUAGUAUAGCAGUUAAUGGACGAGUGUCUCUAGUCAUUUUAGUGAUAAUUCUAAUUAAGUACCACAUUGCAGAUAAACGUUCAUUGCAAAGAAAUAAAAUUCAUAUAUACAUACAAUACAAAACCUUAGACUUAAAACAAAAACAAUAAUAAGAAACUUCCAUGUUU
Messenger RNA from Stomoxys calcitrans (stable fly), 2255 nucleotides. Its product is annotated as brain-specific homeobox protein. The transcript is spliced from 4 exons. Gene Ontology annotation, biological process: regulation of DNA-templated transcription. Gene Ontology annotation, molecular function: DNA binding; DNA-binding transcription factor activity, RNA polymerase II-specific. The record is from RefSeq and is a predicted model, not a curated record. NCBI's taxonomy places the organism in Eukaryota, Metazoa, Arthropoda, Insecta, Diptera, Muscidae. The coding region runs from base 215 to 1891 and encodes 558 amino acids.